Molecule: messenger RNA, 4821 nt
Organism: Xyrauchen texanus (razorback sucker)
Lineage: Eukaryota; Metazoa; Chordata; Actinopteri; Cypriniformes; Catostomidae
Gene: sec23ip
Product: SEC23 interacting protein
Exons: 18
Coding region: 56-2983 (975 amino acids)
Biological process (GO): endoplasmic reticulum to Golgi vesicle-mediated transport
Cellular component (GO): COPII-coated ER to Golgi transport vesicle
Molecular function (GO): metal ion binding; protein binding
Source: RefSeq, a predicted model, not a curated record
AGGAGCUCUGCCUGUUCCGAAAGUAGGACAAGCUACGUGUAAUAUUUGGUUGAAAAUGGCUGAUAGGAAAGCCAAUAACAUCCACAGUAGCAGCGCAAACCUGCUGUUUUCAGAUGCCCCAGAGUUUAACUUCAGCCUGCCCUUCAUUCCUGUCAGUCAGGCCACUGGCCCUGCGGUUUUAUCUGGAGAUGAUGCCAGUGAAGUUGGAGAAGAAGACAGUUUUCUUGGACAGACACCAUCAGCAGUUUCCCAACCGUCCACAUUCAAUUAUUUCUCAAGUUCCACCACCACCAGCAGCAGUGACCCAUUUGCCUCUAUAGGACAGCACCCAUGCCCACCUCCAGCACCCACUAUCAUUCCAUCGACAACAGGGCCAUCACCUGCAUCCAUUGCUGCUAGUCUGCCUCUAAAUCCACCGAUAUCUCACAUGAACCCUGUUCAGCAGUAUGGGAGUGUUGUUAAUCAAAGCCCUAUGGGUACCUACACUCCACCACCUAACGCGCCGACUCCACCUCCUCAGAGCUCCCAGCAGUCAUAUAAUCCAUAUCGUCACACAGCUGCCAGUAGCAAAGCAAAUCCCUACAUCAUGGCUCCUGAAUUACAGCAGCAGCCCCCGAGCCAGACACCCCAGCAUCUAAAACCCUAUUCUCAGGCUACACCUGCUCCUUUAUUCCAGACUCCCCCUGCUGCAUUCACAAAGACUCCUCCAACAAAGGUUCCACCACCCCCUGCAGCAACCAACAUGGCUGGGCCAUUGGUCCCUGCCAACUCUAUGGUGCCAUACACAUUUACUAUUUAUGAACCUAUUCAGCCCCACUGGUUCUACUGCAAACAAGUGGAGUCAAAGCUGGUCUGGCUUCCCUUUAGUGUUCUGGAUUCCAUUCAUCUGGAAGAGACUUUUAACUCUGUUCAGCCAGAUCCAGAGAAUGUGAUUGUUUGUACGGAUGGAGGGCGCUAUGAUGUUCAGCUGUAUGAUCGCGCACGGACCGCUGUAUACUGGGAGGAAGAGCCCUCUGAGGUCCGCCGCUGCACCUGGUUCUACAAAGGAGACACAGACAGUCGCUUUAUCCCCUACUCUGAAGACUUCAGUGAUAAGUUGGAGGCAGAAUACAAAAAAGCUGUUACCACUAAUCAGUGGCACCGCAGACUGGAAUUCCCAUCUGGUGAAACCAUCGUAAUGCACAAUCCAAAGGUGAUUGUGCAGUUUCAGCCAUCUGCAAUGCCUGAUGAGUGGGGCACGACGCAGGAUGGUCAGACUCGACCAAGAGUUGUCAAGAGGGGUGUGGACGAUGAUCAAGAUGAAGUUCCUGAUGGUGAGAUGGCACAGGUGGACCAUGUGGUGUUUAUGGUGCAUGGCAUUGGCCCCGUCUGUGACCUGAGAUUUAGGAGCAUGGUGGAGUGUGUGGAUGACUUUCGUAGUGUGUCCUUAAAGUUGCUGCAGAGUCAUUUUAAGAGGGCCCGAGAUGAUAACGUUAUUAGCCGUGUGGAAUUUCUCCCUGUGCACUGGCACACUGCUCUGCAUGGUGAUGCCACAGGGGUUGACAGGCGGAUAAAGAAGAUUACCCUGCCCAGCACAGGUCGUCUGCGUCACUUCACUAACGAAACCCUCUUAGACGUGCUUUUCUACAACAGUCCUACUUACUGCCAGACCAUUAUGGACACAGUGGCUUUUGAGGUCAACCGCUUGCAUGCACUGUUCAUGCAGAGAAACCCAGAUUUCAAAGGGGGAGUGUCUGUGGGUGGACACAGCUUGGGAUCUUUGAUACUUUUUGACUUACUGUCCAAUCAGAAGACCGGGUCACCUUUAUCAGAUCUAAUAACCAAUGGGAAUGCUCAGCCUAAUGCAAAACAGAUAAGUCCAGUCAACCAGGCCAAUGAAGUUCCUACCGUAGCGGCUGUUGAGGAGGAGCCUAAGGAGGAAGAAGAGGAGAUUGGUGACCUAUCAUCUGUUCUGGAGAUGUUGGGCAUGUCUGAAUACCUGAGCACUUUUGAAAACGAGAAGAUUGAUGUGGAGUCUCUUCUCAUGUGCACAAUAGAUGAUCUUAAGGAAAUGGGUAUUCCUCUGGGGCCACGUAAAAAACUUGCUAAAUUUGUAAAAGAGAAGUCAGCAAAACAGGCAGCACGACAGGCUGUAAAAGAAAAGACCGUAGCACAAGAGAAACCGAAAGAGACCCUACCUCCCCUUCAAACAGAGCCCACACCAGAUUCUGCCAGCAACAAACUGCCAGUGGGAAGAAACAUGUCCUCAAUCCAUGUGGAUUACAACUAUUUUGAAAUAGGCACAGGACAGGUUUCAGUGGUGUAUCAUGCUCUGGACUUUGAGCCGGUGAAUUUCUUUGCUCUUGGAUCUCCCAUCGGAAUGUUUCUGACUGUACGUGGAGUUGAGAAAAUUGAGGAGUCUUACCAGCUUCCCACCUGCAAAGGAUUCUUCAAUAUCUAUCAUCCACUGGAUCCAGUUGCAUACAGAAUCGAGCCCAUGAUCUUACCAGACAUUGAACUGAACCCUGUUUUGAUCCCUCACCAUAAAGGAAGGAAGAGACUGCAUCUCGAACUAAAGGAGAGUUUGUCCAGGAUGGGCUCUGACCUGAAGCAAGGCUUUAUCAGUUCUGUGAAGAGUGCUUGGCAGACUCUGAAUGACUUUGCUCGUGCUCACACCUCUUCCGCUCAAUUGCAUGAACAGCUUGCCAUGGUAGCCAGUCAGAUUAAGGCAGAGGUGGAAAAGGAGGAAGGAGAAGAGGCGAGUAAGAUGGUUGAGUGUCCUGAUCCUCAGAAGGAGGAGGAGACUCAAGUUAAAGUGGGCCUGCUGAAUGGAGGAAAUCGCAUUGACUACGUCCUGCAAGAGAAACCGAUUGAAAGCUUCAAUGAAUACCUGUUUGCACUCCAGAGUCAUCUAUGUUACUGGGAAUCGGAGGAUACAGCUCUGCUCAUUCUCAAGGAAAUUUAUAAGACCGUGAACAUACACCCAGAUCAGCCAAUGCAUUGAUAUAAUAAAUAACUAAAACUUGUAAGCAUUGAUAAAUCAAUAUUUAAAAGUUUUCAACUCGAGCUGAACAAUAUUCUUUUUAAUUCUUUUAGUCUGUUGUAUACAAAUGAAUACACUUUUAUUAUUCCAUAUGUCUUAAAUUAAGAAAUGAAACAAUGGAUUUCAGUGCCACCACAAUGGUUUGAAAUUACAUUUUUAUAGCUUAAAUUAUAGAGCUGCAAAAGUGCAUAUGCAAAUGGAGUCAAAUGUGAAUUAUAAAAACAGAAACUACCGUUUAGAGUUAUGAUAUAUUAUAUAUGCUGUAUAAAAAAAAAAAAAAAACAAAGUCAUAAAUUGAUUUAUUUGGUAAGCCAUCGUGUUGCUUUGGUCUGUCAUUUUAGUUGAUGGUUACAGGUAUAACAAUGCUCCCAUGGAUAAGUGCUUGUUUAAUGAGAAUUGACAUUAAUCGGCACUUAGAUUAAGCUAAAAAUUGCUAAGAACAGCAACGGCAGGUGCUCAAGGCCAUAGUAAAAUUGUAAUCUCUGUAACAACAACUUUUGGGUCAACACAUUCCAAGAUCUAACAAAUAAUGCAUCUGUAAUGACAAGUUCUAUUGGUAGACAGUGCUAAAAAGAAAUUUGUUUGUAGACAGGCAAGUAGGGUUGAGAGAUGGGUAGUGGGAUUGGGUCAUGACCCAGAUCAGACUCGAUCCUGGGUCCCCAUGAGCAAACCACAGUGCAUUCUUGUGAAAGUUGUUACUGAUUUAAAUACAAGACCUUACGAUGUGAUCGCGGAGUAUGAUUAAUUGGACGUCCAUUUUGAUAAAGGGGACAAACACCAUUAAAAAUGUCUGGUUGUUUUUCUUUUAUUUGUUACAAAAAAGAGGAAUGGAACAAUUUCAACAUCCUGGAAAAUUUCAGGCCUUUCAACAGACAGCCAUGGCUAUAUUCAAGUAGGAUUAACAGUACCAAUUCUCAUCAGAAUCUAAGAGGCACAUACAGGCAAAUCUGUUCUUUAGUGUUGUAAAUGGUUUAGUUUCAAUCAAGAUUUACUAGAUACCACAGACUUUAAAGAGGUUGCAAAAGUCACAGCAUUUGAUGUUUACCAUCAACCCCUAAUAUUGAAUGCUAUGAUGCUGACCAGCAUCCUCACACAUGGCGCAAUUAAAGAGUUUGACUCAUGCAUAAAAAUGCAUAUCAGGACCAUGCAGCAAAAAACAUGGAAAGCUUUGGGGAAAAGUCUAUAUACUGUUCUAACGAUACAUUACCUACCAAACUGCCUAUUUCCUGAAUUACCCUCCAGCAUGGCAAGUUUAACCACAACCUUGUGUGGAUAAUUGUCCCUUUCAGCAUUUACAUUAGAUCCUUUUUUUGUGUCAGCACAUAGUUAAAGUCAUAAUAUAAAAAUAAAAAUGCAAUGUAUGGCUCUGUCAAUUAGUUGCAAAAAUAAAAUACUACAUCAUGCUUUACUCAUGGCAUGUCUUCUCAAUGUUGCAUUUAUGAAAAGACACUUUCUGUGCAAGAGAAGAAAAUCUGUAGUAAAUCUUGUUUCCUAAAGGAACUGAUCAUUAUUUCACAUAUAUACAGAGUUAAUGUCCAAAAAGUCCUUGCAAAUUUCAGAAUGUUUAUCAAAGUCUGAAUGAUGUAAACAUAGUAACAAAUUCCAUUCUCCCAGCCGAUUAAUUCUUCUUGCAGUCAUGGAGUCUUCUUUAAUCCAUGGGUUAUUUUCGAUUUAACAAGGAAUAACGUUCAAUUGAAAUAAUCUGGACAUGUCUCAACAACAGACCCAUGUCAUUACUGCAGUAAUUUACAAAAAAUGAGCUCCCCUGUGGUGCACUUUUGAGAGUGCACAGAAAGAAU